AUGGCAUUUGCGGACGCUGCUGUGGUAUCUGACGAUGUUGGAAGAGAGAAGAAGAAGAGGUAUCGGACUACAUCGCUCCUCGCCGCAGCGCUGUCAUUCGGCUUCCACGUCCUACUAGGCAUCUUCUGCAACUAUGUGCCGCUCGAUCACGUCGGCGCGGGGCUGGUGUUUUGGCUGUACUGCUGGGCAACGGUGGUGCUGACGUAUUUUGGAAUCAUCGGUGUUGUAGCAGAACGCUACGCCCUCAUCCGCACCUUCGCAUGCUUCCUACUCGUCGACUCGGCCAUUCUGUCUGCCUGUCGCUUCGCCAUUCUGGAGUAUCUCACGCGACGGUUCCAGCGGGAAACAUGCAUCGACACAAGCAAGCUGCGUCUGGGCGAGCUUCGCGUAGGCGACGGAAAUCCGGACACGAGAGAUAGGCUCGUGAAUGUGCCUGAGUCGGGAUCUGCGGCUCGGGGGUGGUUAGACGCGAUCGAUUCUCGCAACUGUCGACUGACGUUGGUCUGGUCGCAUGCAAUUUGUGCGGUUGUGUUGAUUGCGGUCAUGGCGGCGGAGAUCCGACUGGCGGUUUCGGUGUACAAGCAUGGGAUACUGGUACGGCGGCAUGCUGGGAAAGAAUCGGAAGGGGAAACGAAGAUAUGCGCUGAAUGA
Messenger RNA from Neohortaea acidophila, 651 nucleotides. RefSeq lists its product as uncharacterized. Bases 1 to 651 code for a protein of 216 amino acids. NCBI's taxonomy places the organism in Eukaryota, Fungi, Ascomycota, Dothideomycetes, Mycosphaerellales, Teratosphaeriaceae. The record is from RefSeq and is a predicted model, not a curated record. The transcript has 3 exons.